AUGUUCAGAAGAGGAAACACUGUCAAGAUCUUCAAAGCACCCAAAACAGUCUGGGAGCAACUUCAGCAACUAACCUGGACCAGAGUGACCAGAGGAGGACGAGGCAGCUAUGCAGUGAACCCGGGACAAGAUCCAGGCUACAAGGAUCCAGGUUGUGGUUCUCCGUGCUUUCAGGAGAACCGCAGCCCCUCCCUCAGGACAUUAAGAGGAAGAGGAAGAGAGAGAAGCACAAGAAAAAGAAGACAGAAGAAGCAGGAGCAGAGAGAAGCACAAGAAAAAGAAGACAGAAGAAGCAGGAGCAGAGAGAAGCACAAGAAAAAGAAGACAGAAGAAGCAGGAGCAGAGAGAAGCACAAGAAAAAGAAGACAGAAGAAGCAGGAGCAGAGAGAGGUCGGCGUGUGUAAGAUGGAGCUGUUCUGCUGGGACGGUGACUCAGCAGGUUUACCGUCUGUCAGCAGAGACUGUCUGCUGCUGCUGGCCUAUGCUAAGUUUGCUGGAGCGCCACUCAAACUUCAUAAGAUCUGUAAUCCCUGGAGGAGUCCAAGCGGUUCACUUCCUGCUCUGAGAAUCGAUCAGGGAACUGUUCUGUCCAGGCCCUCUGACAUCAUCAUCCACCUCAGGAAGCAGAAAUAUAAUGCAGACUACGACCUCUCUGCCACAGAGGGUGCCGACAGUCUGGCCUUCAUCUCGCUGAUGGAGGAGAAGCUGGUUCCUGCUCUGAUUUAUGCGUUCUGGAUCGAGCCAAAGAACUACGUGGAAGUGACGCGCCGCUGGUACGCAGAGCACAUCCCCUUCCCUCUGAACUACUUCCUGCCUGGGCAAAUGCAGCGCGCUCAGCUGGAAAAACUGCGCCUGCUGCGAGGAGAUGAGAACCUGGAGGCCGGGGAGGAGCUGGAGAAGGAGUUGUACCGUGAUGCGUCGGAGUGCAUGAACCUGCUGUCUCAGCGGCUCGGAUCACAGAAGUUCUUCUUUGGAGACUUGCCGUCGUCUCUGGACGCCUACGUGUUCGCUCACUUGGCGCCCAUCCUGAAGUCCAAACUGCCCAACGCCAAACUGCAGCAGCACCUGAAGCUUCUGGACAACCUCAGCAACUUCUGCACCAACAUCCUGCUGCUCUACUUCCCCCGAAACAGCAGAGAGACGUUUGGUGAGAAAGCGUCCACGCAGAGUGAAGGUGGCGACUUUGACCACGUCCCCAACAAAAGGUGGAAACAGCUUCUGUCAGGACUGGUGGCGCUGGGUGCCAUGUUGAGCUACGCCCUGCUGACCGGGAUGGUGUCCAUCCAACAUGUCCAGCAGGAGGCCCACGAGGAGCCCCCUGACCUGGAGACCCUCAGCCCCCAUGACCACGAGGAUGGAGGUGAAGGCUGAGCGGGACGUGGACCGAGCUGUGACAUCAUUAUAAACACAGAGGGCAUAAAGUCAAUGCGGGGACACAGACUGGACUUUGGAUCAAUGUCAGCUGCUGA
This is a messenger RNA of Thalassophryne amazonica, 1469 nucleotides long. RefSeq names its product metaxin-1-like. The record is from RefSeq and is a predicted model, not a curated record. The transcript has 9 exons. Gene Ontology annotation, cellular component: SAM complex. Lineage: Eukaryota; Metazoa; Chordata; Actinopteri; Batrachoidiformes; Batrachoididae. The coding region runs from base 1 to 1371 and encodes 456 amino acids. Gene Ontology annotation, biological process: mitochondrion organization.